CCAGGUUAUAACGCCAACGUUCGUUGGUGUCCACUUCUGACAGACUGACCCUGAUUCUCGGAAACUUGAGGUGCCAUGUCACUGGUGCGAGAAUAAACCUCGUUAUGUGUCCUAUCGCUUCAACAACAGGAGGUGAAAUGUUUCCCACGGCCACGUCCUUUUCUCUCUACGUCGAUUCUCUCGGCUUCAAAAACCAUUGAGAUGCUUUUGCAUUCGUUGUCCGCAUGGAACACACACUUCCAGUGAAACAUCGUAACCGGACGCUUCCCAACUGAUAUCACUUGGUCCUUGGAUGAUACUUGCCGCUUUCUUCAUCCAAUUCCAUUGCAACGCUCUGUGAUGGGCUCGUUUCGAAAGGAACAACACAGUCGAUCUGCAACCAGCAGUAGCCUCAUAUGAGCUAGAGUUUGGAUACGGAGACUUAUACAAAGGCUUGCGUAGGAGCAGGCGUAUUAUCUCAUACUCGCUCAAUUUUCUACCCGUAUGUCGACAAUCGACACAGUUCAAUAUCUCCCUCUGCUUGACGUUGGACAGGUGAUAAUAUACCCCAUCGUGACGGUCACGGUUAUGUGUAUUGCAUAUGGCUUUUAUAUCGCACUCUUCUCUCGUUGCAUACAGCUACUGCGCCAUGAUGGAGUGUCGCGUCGAUCCCUCUAUGUUUGGUCGACUGUUACUCUUUUCGUGAUGUCAACGGGCAUGGUGGCUGUAGAGAUCACGAAAGUUCUUCAACAAUCUGUUGUGGAAUUCACGUCCGCAAAGACCCGGGAUUUCCUGCCUCUUUAUAAUUUUGCCACACACGACACACACAAAAUCAUUACAAUCGCCUUCGGUUCUACCCUACCUAUCAUUGCAAAUGCAGCUGCAGAUUUCAUUCUUAUACACAGAUGCUAUGUCGUUUGGGGAUUCAAAAAACGAAUCCUCAUACCGGUGAUUGUUGCGUCAUUCGCUGUAAAUCUGAUAUCUAGCAUUGCAACGAUCAUGCUGAUCAUCGGCUUGAGGGAUACAAGGAUUAAAUCCAACUUGGCCAUAGCUGAAAAUGCCCAAAACAUUCAAGCUGUAGGUUUCAUUAUGAGCGCAACCUUCAACCUGGCGUUGACCCUAUUAACCGGUGGACGAAUAUGGUGGAUCACUCGAUGUGCUGGACCGUCGAGGACUUACUACGUUGUGACGACUAUGAACAAGAUAAUCCUUGAAUCUGGGAUGCUUUAUCCCCUCGUAAUGAUCGUACAUUUGAGCAUCACGAACACAUUUGCUGAUUUCCAACUUCCCAUUGACACUCUUCCUCUGGUUGUCUUAGCUGCUGGAAUCGCACCCACUUUGAUUAUCGUCCGCAUACGCCUGGACUUUAGUAACGCAGAUGAUGACACUGUGACUCAGCCACCUCGGUCUAGCCAUUUUAUGACCUCAAUCCAACCAACCGAAAGGUCGUUGCACCUUCUACGUCUUUCUACCGUUGGUACCUCCGUGGUCAAGGCCAAUCACGCCAAAACAAUUCCCAGAGCACCACAAGUGGUGCAUGCGGUAUGACUUUUCCAGUGAAUGUGCACGCCCCCCCGACUUACUUCUAUCGUCACCCGCUUUCAUUUCCUCGCCUGUGUUUAUGAUUAAAUUAUAGGUUUAUCGGUAUUUCAAUAAUAUUUUAGUCACCGUACGAGCACAUUAUCCGAGCCACACAUUCAGUUGAUGAAUGUUGUUCUCUUCAUCGCUC
Molecule: messenger RNA, 1708 nt
Organism: Marasmius oreades (fairy-ring Marasmius)
Lineage: Eukaryota; Fungi; Basidiomycota; Agaricomycetes; Agaricales; Marasmiaceae
Exons: 12
Coding region: 484-1527 (347 amino acids)
Source: RefSeq, a predicted model, not a curated record